GUACUUGGAAAUGAAACGUUAUGUACGAAAACAAGAACAGUGCACUUUAGCCGUCCUAUAAAUACAAACGCCCAUUCAUAAAAAAAAAGUAUUAUUGUGAUAGCUGAAGAUGAAGAUCAUUGUGGUGUUCUUGCUGUCAUUGCUGCUUGUUGGCGUUCUGUCCAAAAAGAAACACAAGCCCAGGGGCAAAGACGAACUACGAUUUAAGGCUCUGACGUUUAACACUAUACUUUUGAAUAAAGACAUCCAAGAAAACGACGUCCUACCCGGUGACCCACCAACUACCGUCCCAAGAAACAAAGCUGAAAAUGUGAACAAAGUGGAGAGGAGGGGUAAAAUUGUUCAACAAUUACUGCAGUCGGGGGCAGACAUGGUUUGUUUGCAAGAGGUCGUUUUUGAAGAAGAUGUCCAGGCCCUGGUGGACGGUCUUCGGAGUGUAUAUCCUCACUCCUUCAGCUCCAUACACAGCUUCAAAGAUGAUACAAUUUUCAUCAACGACAUGUUUAGGGGUCCUAUAUGCGAUCCCAUCAAGCUGAGAAGCAUGUUUGCUUGUUUUGACGUACACUGUGUCACGGAGUUACAGUCUGGUGAAAUCGACGCGGGAUUGUUCAAGUGCGGUUUCGCCAAUUGCAGAGCAGAGUUUGCUGCUCUUGUGGCCACGAGUGGACAAGACUGUAUCAUUUGUAUGAAAUAUACCGCAAUUGGUCUGAUCAAUCAAUGUUCCAACUCUACUGUAGGUGGUCAUAAACGUAUUAACACGCACGGUCUGCUGCUCGUAUCAAAGAAGCCGUUGACAAACAGGGCCACUAUCCCUUUUUACCCAGGGACGACAAACAAUAUCGACUCUGCAGUCCUUGAAACACUCUAUGACGGUCACACGAAGGUCGUCUGCUCUCAUCUCACUGUAUAUGCACCUGUAACAGGAGAAAUUGACGUAGCUCUGCUCGGGCUUUUGAAUUAUGAAGCCAUGAGCACAUUUGAAGUGAACAACCUUGUAUCGAGGUAUGGAGAUGACACCGGGACCGUUAUACUGGGGGACUUCAAUAUCGGCCCAGCCGACCCGACAAAUUCUAUACUUGCUAAUGGUGAAGAGAACUACAAUGUUCUGGAAGGUGCAUUCACAACAACUCGCGUGCAGCAGUGCACAUUCUGUGGUUUCCCGGACAACAUUUAUAACCAGGCCAUGUUCGAGACCCGGUCAUUAAUUAUAGACCAUAUAUUUGCCAGCAAUGGCACGGAAGUGGUCAAUGCACAGAGAAUGUUCCGCCCUGUUGAUGCCAACACGACGACGUCUGACGCCGACGGUAACCGCCCUCUCAGUGACCACUACGGAGUCAUGGCAGAAAUCAGACGGAAACCCCUCAGGGAAUCAAAGCGAAAGCCACGAAAGGAACCUAGCAUGAAAAAAAUGCCCUAAUUUUAACACUGCAAUACAGAAAAAUAUAUUUUCACUAUAGAUAUAUGUUCGGGGGACUCUUAUUUCUUUAUUAAGUUCGGAUGAGACCGUAUCCCAUGCAAGCAUUUGUUGUGUCACAAGUUGCAAUACUAGUGUGUUGAGUUGUGGUUGCAUACUUGUUUGUAUCAACCUGUAAGUAUUGAGCAUUUCUGACAAUGUAUAUUGUGUGUUUACUAUCCAUAUAUACUUCUGUCAAUGUAUGUUGUGUUAUUCUGACAAUGCAUAUUUCUGUCAAUCUAUGUUGUGUAUUUCUGUCCAUAUAGUCUAAUAUAUACUGUGUAGUUCUAACAUUCGGUUUUAAUGAAAAAGGAUUAAACAUAUUCAUCCUUUUUCAUAUCCAUUUAAGAAAAAGAAAGGGAGUUAAAAUGGAGUCAGUGAGCCAACAUGAUGUUCUAUAGUACAGAUUUUAAUCUCUUUAAUCAAACAUGUGUUUGUAAUGAAAUUAGAGGGACUGUACUCCAUAUGAUGAAAUAGCGAAAAAAAGAGAAAAUUGUCGAAAACUGACAUAAUCUUGGUAUCGAUGUGUACAAUGCAUUGAAACUUACUAACUGAAGUACCACAAAGUUUACAAUUUAUUUAAUUUUCGCAGUGUUUUCGUAUUUUUCCAUUAAAAAAAUUCAUGGAUAUGUCUACCUAGUAGACUUCAUUCCUUAUGCGUGAUUGGCUAGUGGAUGUUAUCACGUGAUACUACCGAGUUAGGUGUAUAGCUUAAUUAUAUCACCCGUUUAGAAUAAGCCUUCGUAGCUCAGUGGAUACAACACUAGACUGCAAUUUUGGCGACACCGGUUUGAACACGGUCUUCGACACUUUUUUUUUUAAUUUACAAAUAUGAAAUCAGCGAGUAAAACAUUUUAUUAAAUAAUUGUCCUGAGAUUUGUUACAGAAAAGAAAUAUUUUUGGUGCCAAUAUUGUGUCCCUUUAAAUAACGCAUAUCAGAAUGCUGUAAAAUAGCCUCAGUGAAUAUAUAUAGUGAAGUAUAUAUGAAAUAUUUCUGUACAUAGAAAAAAAGUAUAAUGAUCUUCAUGCAAUCAAUGUUGAUCAAUGAAAAUCACCUGGUCUAAUGUAAAAAAUCCCAUAAAGAGUAAAUUUCAUCAAAUUCGGAAAUGACGUCUCAGUGUUUCAUGCUAUUUCUUGCUUUUUAAACAUGUGACAUUUGAAGCUGAAUGGUUUGUGAUAUGAAAAAACUGGGUGGACGUGCUGGACCUACUUGAUCCAUUCAUUACAUUGUCUGUAGUCCUACACCAGAUAUAAAACAUUGUGGUUACGUCCAACCAUUUUUUAUUAUAAUAAACGCAAUUUUUUACCUACAGAUGUUAAAUGUUUAGUACACAAGUGGAAUGCUCUCCCCCUAAAUGGUGUUGUGAAAGACUAGAAAUCAGUGUUAUUGAGUAUAGAAAAUAUAUCGCUUUUUUCAUUAACAUGGUAGAGGGCAAGUAGUCAAUGUUUCUUUCAUUAUAAGGAAGAGUUCUUAAUUUUUAAUAUGCUUUUCCUGUGAUUUAUAGAGAUUUAUCAGUGAAACACAAUAACAAUCGAGUGUUCCAAACAGUGAAAUAAAAAUUUAAACGUCA
Messenger RNA from Mya arenaria, 3024 nucleotides. RefSeq lists its product as uncharacterized. The coding region runs from base 110 to 1417 and encodes 435 amino acids. Lineage: Eukaryota; Metazoa; Mollusca; Bivalvia; Myida; Myidae. The transcript is spliced from 10 exons. Gene Ontology annotation, molecular function: catalytic activity. The record is from RefSeq and is a predicted model, not a curated record.